Molecule: messenger RNA, 492 nt
Organism: Rotaria sp. Silwood1
Lineage: Eukaryota; Metazoa; Rotifera; Eurotatoria; Philodinida; Philodinidae
Source: the annotation of a GenBank genome assembly
AUGAUAUCAAAUAUUAAAAUUGGUAUCAAUGGAUUUGGUCGGCUUGUAUUUCGAUGUGCACUUGAACAAAGUAUUCAAGUAAUUGCUGUUAAUGAUCCAAGUCCAUCGAUUUUUAUUCCUCCUGCUGAACAUAUGGUUAAUAUGUUGAAACAUGAUUCAACACAUGAACAUUUCAAAGGUGAAGUUUCACAUAAAGAUAACAAAUUUAUUGUUACAGGUCAAGAAAUCAGCACCCUCGUUGAGAUUUGCAACGACGUGAAGAUUCGCCAAAAUCUUAUUCCAUUAUCAAUUGGUGCUGCUAUUGCUGGUAAAGCUGCUAAAUAUGAAGAAAUUUAUGUUGCAAUUAAAGAAGCUACUAAUGGUCCAUUCAAAAAUAUGUUGACUUAUACUGAAGAUGAAGUUGUUUCGACAUGUUUUAUUGAUGAUAUACAUUCAUCAGUUUUUUAUGCUAAAGCUGGUAUUUCACUGGAUGAUCGUAUUGUGAUUAAAUAA